Corythoichthys intestinalis (scribbled pipefish) is the source of this 8175-nucleotide messenger RNA. RefSeq names its product band 4.1-like protein 1. Gene Ontology annotation, cellular component: cytoskeleton; plasma membrane. Bases 346 to 4236 code for a protein of 1296 amino acids. Gene Ontology annotation, molecular function: structural molecule activity; actin binding. Gene Ontology annotation, biological process: cortical actin cytoskeleton organization. Lineage: Eukaryota; Metazoa; Chordata; Actinopteri; Syngnathiformes; Syngnathidae. The record is from RefSeq and is a predicted model, not a curated record. The transcript is spliced from 25 exons.
UAGCCUACGUAAUUUUUUCAAACCUAAGCUUUCAAAAGCGACAACAACUACUGAGCAAGAACCAAGGAUUGAAAAUGUGGACCAUGAAAAGCCAGAGAGCACCGCCAAAACGGCUUCUCACCGGCAAAACACGGACGCACGUACACACGUUCUUUUUUUCUCCCCUUUUUGUCAUACUGGAGGAAUAAACGCUGAGGAUUGACUUAACCAGAGUGCAACGUCUGACUGCCUUCCUCCUUGAUGUCGUUUUAACCAGGAGUGUUUUUUGCUUAAGUGACGGAGGUGUGUGCUGUGUGGCCAAGACAAGCCAGGAGUCCUCCCAGACAGCAGGGGGCAGUGGCUGACAUGCAGGAGCCGAGCCUGGAUGGCAAAAUGCCAAAACAGGAGUAUAAUUCCAAGACUCUGGAUGAACAGAAAGAGAACGAUGACACAUCUGAGAAGACAUCCCCAAAUGAAAACCUCAAAUCACCACAGAAAGGCUCCAAAAGACAAAAAGUGACACAAUUUAAAGUAGAACUCCUGGAUAUGUCGGAUUACAAAGGAGAAAUUGAGAAACACUCCAAAGGACAGGCACUGAUAGAUAUGGUGUGUGAGCACCUCAACUUGCUGGAGAAGGACUAUUUUGGCGUAACCUUUGCAGACACAGACACCCAAAAGAAUUGGCUGGACCCCUCCAAGGAGAUCAAGAAACAGAUGCGUAACAGUCCAUGGCACUUUGCCUUUGCUGUCAAAUUCUACCCUCCAGACCCCUCCCAGCUCACUGAAGAUAUUACCAGAUACUACCUAUGUCUGCAGCUGAGGGAUGACAUGCUGUCAGGUCGACUGCCGUGCUCGUUUGUCACCCAUGCUCUCCUGGGCUCCUAUACAGUCCAAGCUGAGCUUGGCGACUAUGAUCAUGAUGAGCAUGUAUUGGACUAUGUCAGCGAUUUCCAUUUUGCUCCCAAUCAAACUCGUGAACUGGAAGAAAGAGUGAUGGAGCUCCAUCGAAACUACAAGGGUAUGACUCCAGCUGAGGCAGAAAUUAACUUUUUGGAGAACGCAAAGAAAUUGUCCAUGUAUGGGGUAGACCUGCAUCAUGCUAAGGAUUCCGAGGGGAUUGAAAUAAUGCUGGGUGUCUGUGCUAACGGCCUAUUGGUAUACCGUGAUAGGCUGAGGAUCAAUCGUUUUGCAUGGCCAAAGAUCCUUAAAAUCUCCUACAAGAGGAGCAACUUUUAUAUCAAGAUAAGACCUGGAGAGUAUGAGCAGUUUGAAAGCACUAUUGGUUUUAAGCUACCUAACCACAGAGCUGCCAAAAGGCUAUGGAAAGUCUGCAUCGAGCAUCACACCUUCUUCCGGUUAGUUUCCCCAGAGCCUCCUCCUAAGGGUUUCUUGGUGAUGGGCUCAAAGUUCCGAUACAGUGGGAGAACGCAGGCUCAAACAAGACAGGCCAGUGCUCUUAUAGAUCGACCUGCUCCUCAUUUUGAGCGGUCCACUAGCAAGAGGCACUUACUCUCCAGAAGUUUAGAUGGAGCAGAGUUCUCCCGGCCAGUGUCAGGCAUGUGUGAGAAUCACGAUGGCCUCUUCCACCACAGCAAUAGUGAACAGCGUCAUCUCUACAGCCCCUCUUUGGAUGAGCAGGAAACUGAACUGGAGCCCAGCUUGGAACAAGACGAGGAGGAUCUGGACCAGGAAGAAGGCGAUGAUGGAAAUGUCACUCCAAGCAAGAAGAAAGAAAUUGUGGAGGAGGCUGGGUCACCAGUUGACGGUAAACAGGAGUUUCUCGAUAAGACACAGGAUGUCUUGCUGAAGCACCAGGCCAGUAUCAAUGAGCUUAAGAGAGCCCUGAGGGAACCCAACAGCAAGCUGAUGAGCCGUGAGAAGCGUCUGUCAGCAUCAUCGCCACCUAGCACACCAGAGAAAAAGGCUUUUGCGGGAAAAGACCCUGUUAACAGCCUGUCUGUUGAGGGGUUCAUCCAGAAGAAUGUCACGACUUCACCUGAGGGCUCUGAGGAUUGGGUAUUGAUUGAAUACCCAGAAAGUUAUCAAGACCAUGACUGGAAAGCGAAGGAAAAUAAGUCUCCCACAUCUGAUUCGUCUUGGGACAGAAACAAGCAGGAAAAAGAGAUAAAUGUUACCAAGAUAAUGCAUAUCGAUGUAAUGGAGUCUGACAGAAAAGAAAUGAAACCCCAUAUUGAUGAAUUUCCAUCAACAAAAUCAUCCAGAGAGUCAGCUGCUUGUUAUGAGCAGUGGCCCACUAACAAAGGUCGUUUUCAGAUUCAAUUAUCGGCGAAUGCAGACUCGUAUCAAGAUAAAACUCCAAGCAAACAAUCUUCAGCUCCAAGCUCUGAACCAAAGGACAAUUUGGAUCACCUAACAUCAAUGCAGCGAAAAAAGAGGCGACCUCAGAAUUUAAACCUGGGAAUGUCUCCAGAGCUUGUCCAUGAGAGAGGAGGAAGUGAUUCUACCGAAAAUGAAGCCGAGUGUCUAGACUUGGACAACAAUACAGAAACAAAUUCUGAAACAGCAAAUGAUUAUCAAUCAUUGAUGGCGUUGGCGAAAGAUGAUAAAGAACCAGAAAUAAAUCAGCCUUUUGGAGCCUAUGAAGACAGCAAACUGGAGGGUGUAGGGGCAGGAAAAAGCCUGGAUGCUUCCACUCAAGAUGUAGAACCAGUCAAACGAAGCUUGAACCAGAUUGGGCCGUCAGAAAUAAAUGGACCUGGGAAGAUAGAAUGUGAAAGUUCAUUAGCAAGUGUAAAAGGGGAGUGCGCAAUGAAAAUAAGAGGAAAGGGCUUUAUUGACAAUAAAGAGCUAGCAGAGGUAAAACUGCGACAGGUCAGAACACAUGAAAGAAAGAUAAGUAGUUCUGGUAGCGAGGAUAUUGAAAGUUUAAUGGGAGAUAGACGUCACAGGACAUCUCUGCACCGGCUGUCAGGCAGCUAUCAGUCUGAAAUCACCAGAAUUGUUCCUUUAAAGCCAGAGCGAUCAAAGAGCAUAGCAUGUAAGGAUGAGAGGGAUAGAGCAGGACAGGAUGAGCAAACACGUGUAUUAAGAAGAGAAUACCGCUGGUCGGUCGGCUCUCCAGAGGGAUCCUCAGACCUCAGCUGGACUGAUGUCGCUCCCUUUCAUCCAUCAUUGGAAGCCAAUUUGGAGAAAAUCACUAAAGAGGAGCAUCCCGAUGACAGCUUUCAUCCCAGCCGAGGGUCCUCUGAAAGUCAGAUGUUUUCCUCAAAAAACUCCCCUCAUUCUAAAAUGAUUCCACCAGCACCACCAGUAAAAACCAAGAAGGCUCGUGAAUCAGGACUAAUACUGCGGAAUAGCAGGAAUGCUGUCAGAGAGCCGAACCAGCAAGCGGUCAAGAAGAGACACUCGGAGCCUGUCUCUGCUCCCUUUGUUUAUGAUGAGCCAUUUUUUGAUGCCAAGAAGGAGCUCAAUGACAGGAGGCCACAGACGAUUGUAGUCCCAGAGGAGGAACAGGAUCAGGAUACUGUGGCCUGCUUGAAAGAGGCCAUUCUAGGCAUUGAGCGCAAGUCCUCCAGUAUGACUGUGAGCUCCACAUCCAGCCUGGAGGCAGAGGUCGACUUCACUGUUAUAACAGACCUGCACUCCUGCGUGGAGGAUGCCACUGAAGGCAUGGCCUAUCCGGGGGUGAGAGAGCAACAACCCGAGGUGGGACGGGAAGACUUUGAGGAAACAUCUCGGUUCUACUCUGCACGUCUAAUGGGUCAGAUGGAUAAAUCUCCCUUAGAGGAUAAACUUCCUGAAGAUGGACUGUAUCAUGAGCCCCCUGUGGUCAGAAAAGACCCCAGUGCUGUGUCAAUGGCCCAGAUGCUAAAAAGGUCUGACUCCAAGCCAGAGUCUCACACAAAUGGGUCAGAAGUUCAAGCAACUGUCACAACUGUCACACCACAGAGGCUGUCCUUCACACGCGAUCCUUCUGUUAGCCUUAAAGAAAAUGGCUCUCCUGUAAAAGCCUGCACUAAAGGUCAAGAGUCUAUUGUGUCCCCAUUGAACAUCACUGCAGAAAGUGUCACGACUGCAACCACAACGCAAGUAACCAAGACUGUCAAAGGAGGCUACUCGGAGACCAGAAUUGAAAAGAGAAUUAUUAUUACAGGAGAUGAUGAUGUCGAUCAGCAUCAGGCCCUUGCUAUGGCAAUCCAAGAGGCCAAGCAGCAGCACCCUGACAUGCUUGUGACAAAAGCAGUGGUUAUAAGGGAAACUGAGUCCCCCACUGAGGAUCUACAGCACAAGUCGUGAUUGGUGUUAAUGGCUCCUGAGGCGGAGGGCAUGAGAGGAGCCGCCCCGAUGCAGCAUGUCACAAACCUGUUAAGAGGACUAUCAGGUCUUCUAAGGUAUACGCUUGAAACUGAUCCACAAAGCGGUAGAUCCCCGCCCGUCCUUUGUGACAAACCUACUGUGACCCGGCCUCUGACUUGAUCCGGACUCCCUUGCUAUCACAGGCUCUCCACUCUUAAUUUGUCAGGAAGAAUCACCGGCUUGAGAAUGAUUUGCUUUGAAAUAUUAUUGAGUCAUAGUUUCCUUUUUCCAGAUUUUAUGUGCUGUAUUUAUGUUUCACUGCGCACCCCUGCUGCAUUAUUCUGUAUUUAAAAAUAACUUCCUUGUAUAUUUCAAACCUUCCUUGUAUCCUUAUCAUGAAGUACACGCAACAAUUGUAUACAGUAUUUAACAAAUGUUUUUGGAAGAAAGAAUGGGUACAAUCCUGGUGGUGCAGGUUCCACAGUGCUGUCAUGCGCCUUCAGCUGUCUUACAACCUUUUUACAUUUUUAUCUAAUGAGAAUCAAAUUUAUGCCCAUUGUUUGCAAGAUGCAGUAAGUAAAUAUGUACAUUAUCAGAUUACUAUAUCCUGCAUGAUUCAAAAGCAAAAACAGCAGAGGGAAUUAAAAAAAAUAUAUAUAUAGCUACAGUAUACAGAUGUCAUCGUGUUAAUGAGAAAUACUUUUUUUGGGGGAAAAAAUGCAGGUGUACAGAGCAACACGUGGGUAAGUUCUUUGUGCCAAUAGAUAGAGGCAGUCGAUUGUGGACUAAAGAGACAUUUAAAUGUGACUGCUUCGAAACCAUGAUAUGGCAACUAUUGUUCUUUCACCACUUCUGCCAUAAUCAUUAAUACUUACUUUUAAACGGUCUGUUUUAGGUGUGGAAUUUUUAGACGCAAUUUAUCAUAAAUGUAUAUUUCAGAAGAUUUAAUUUUUUUCCUUCUAUCUUAUUUACAAAGGAAACAGUUUCGUUUAGACGAUCCAAUAUUAUAGAAGUCUGAUUUUUUUUCUUCUUUUUUUAAUCUUUGGCAUUCACUCUUGGGUUGUAAACAUGCUUAAAUGUCAUUCUUUAUGGUUUUGUUGGGUGCUGACUGCUGCCACUUGUAAAAUGUUACUUAGCUAAAUUGGAAAUGUCCUCUUAUCCAGAUUGGCAUUAUAAUAUGAAGAAUGGAUAGACUCGUCAGAAACAGAUUAUUUCAACGUUGUGACAAUGACUCGAAUAACAGACAAAGACACCUGGUGCUUGGUAAUUUUUUGUGGGUCAAAUGUCCCCCAAAUGUCAGAGAGAUCCAAAUCAAUACCCAUUUCACACUAACUCUGAGUUGAUCAAAUUCUAAAGGAAAUGGUUGAAUAAUCCUAAAACUUUGCAUAAUAACACGUGACAGGUUUGCAUCGAUCCAUUCAAGCAUAUUUCUGUGUCAAUUUCUGUAAACUGAAAAGUCACUCUUCUACAGAGUUUUGCUUGUUGCUCAGCUGUAUUCUUAAAAGUACAGCAAAUGAGUUCAGACUUGUAUUUAUAGAAGUUUGGGGUUCUGUGGCAUAUGCUUCCUCAAGUUUAAAAAAUGUUAAAAAGCAUAUAUCUUUGGAUGACUUUUUGUACUAUACUAUGCAUUACUAUCAUCCACCUGAAUCUUACUGACAGAGCCUGAGCCAUUAUAGACCCUACUCACAUGACGUCACAACCACUCCUCCGCACCAUAUUGUCCGUCAGCUCGUCGGGUUGAAGCAUUACCGCUACGUAAAUUCCUCCUAUUAUGGCGUGUUUUUCUGCUCGUUAACAUUAAUAAUCAAAAUGGUGAAGGCGUGUGUUGUGGUUGGUUGCAAUAACAGAGAAGAUAGACGGAGAGACUUGAAGUUCUCCCAUAUUCCAAGAGACCCGGAGAGGAGAGCGAGAUGGACUGCUGCAAUUCGACGAGAAAACUGGGCACCAAACGAUCACUACAGAUUAUGUAGUAGUCAUUUGGUCAUCUGGUAAGAUGCAUUUAAUAUAUAUAUAAAGGGUUUUGGGCUGACAACCACAAUUAAGAUCAUUGCGAGGCUAAUCGCUGACAACAUACAGUUUCAAAUUCAAGAUGCUUAUUUCUUCCACCAUCAUUAUUUUUUGGAUAAUAUUUAGCUGGUACCAAGUGAAAGAAGUUAAACAGGUGUGUCCAAACCUUUUGCAAAGGGGGCCAGAUUUGGUGUGGUAAAAAUGCGGGGGGCUACCUUGGCUGAUUUACAUAGAACAAUAUAUGUAAACAAAUUUUAGCAAGCCCUUCUGUAUGUCACAUUUGCUUUUUAAAUUUUUUUAAUUCAUAAUUUCAACAAUCUUGUCUUUGUGGCGUUCUCUUUCGACACUCGGGCUCUUGCGAAAUACUGCUGCUGUGAAAUUAAACUACCUUCAAGUUGCUAUAAUUUCCUGCUGCGUAUCUUACCUGUAAUGUUGUCGUACAUGUCAGCGUGUCUUGUUUGGUAAUAUUGCGUCACAUCGAACACUUUGAAAACAGCGACUGUCUCUUUGCAAAUGAGGCAGACACAGUUGUUGCGUGUUUUAUUGAAGAAAUAGUCCAAUAUCCACCUAUCCUUUAAGCGUCGGCCAUCGCAGUCAACUUUUUUGUUAUUGAUUGUCGCCAUUUUAGAAAAUUGGAAGUAAAGGGUCACACAGGGUAACGUUGCGUAGUGUGCUGCUCUUAAAGUUUUUCAAACUUUCGUGAGAAUAGGCUGAUUUUGUGUGGACAAGAUAGUUGUAGAUAUCAGGGUAGCAGAUGUCAGGCAGAGAGGGCGAAGACAGCGGGUCGAAAAAUAUCGAUUUAGGCAUCAAAUAUGGAUCUGGCGAAUGGAUAGACUGAAGCUUUUCCACAUAACGCCUUUUAUGCAACGCAUCCAAUGAGUUUACAGUGUCUGAAAGCACCGGGGCUCCCAUGAAUUGCACUAUAAAUUGCACGACAAAUUGAAACCAUUGAGAAUACGGAUAAACAAUGACGGACAAUAUGGUGGCCGGAUACAGCGAAACAUCAUUGUGUGACGUUGGUGACUAGGGUCUAUAGCCGUGUUGCUGUAAUGUUAAUCUUGCUACUGGUGAGCGAAGCAGUUCACUGCUUGACAAGCAGCGCUUGUGAGAUUUGCAAUAAGCAGCCAUUUUUCUCAUCACCUGUCUUCUAAAGGGAAAAAACUGUGAACUAUCAUGCGAACUGAAGCGUACAAAAGCUAUAGCACAUAGUCAGAGAUAGACCAAACAGACCCCGCCAUGGCUUUUGACUAUUUUGUCAUUUUUUUUCAAUGUCCACAUCCUGUCCCAAAGCCAUGGGCAAAAUAAUGUAUUUGCUUUAGUAUUGGACAUACUACUGAUGGGACACUAAUAGGCUGCACAUGCUCUCCUGAGGUUACAAAUAUAUUUAUAAAUAUUCAUAUUUCUGAGUGUUAUCCUGUAAAUUGUCAUGUUUGAUAUACAUACAGUAGGUUGAAAUUUAUCAGGUUGUGAAGGGAUGGGAAUUUAUGUUUAAAUGAACAGACAAAAAAGCACUUGUAUGGAAUGUCACAUUAAUGGGUGCCUUAUAUUUUGAGUUGUACUCACAGGAACCAGAGGCCCAAUUUACAUGUGCUGAUGAUCGAGGCAAAUACAAAGCUACUUACCGGUAGUUCACACUGCCACUGUAAGGAAAGGAUAUGACAAUAUAUACUGUACUUAUUUAAAAAAUGGAAACUGUAUAGUGCUUAGCGAGAAUCAGAAAUGUGUAUAGUACAAGUAGAGCCCUGUAUUCAUUAGUACAGAUUAUGGAAAUAAACUUUGCUCAGUCAGAAGCUUCAAGAUGGCGUCAACCUUAAUUCCUCAAUUAUUUUGUAAUACAUUCCUUCAGUGCAUGGUGGUGUGUAUGUGCUGUAUUUGCUUUCAGUCGAAAAUGAAAAACAUACAUGCGAAAUAAAUGUCUCAGUAUGGUUCAAA